Messenger RNA from Dichomitus squalens LYAD-421 SS1, 1221 nucleotides. RefSeq lists its product as uncharacterized. NCBI's taxonomy places the organism in Eukaryota, Fungi, Basidiomycota, Agaricomycetes, Polyporales, Polyporaceae. The transcript has 4 exons. Bases 126 to 974 code for a protein of 282 amino acids. Gene Ontology annotation, cellular component: membrane. The record is from RefSeq and is a predicted model, not a curated record.
CUCAUUGCUCCGAUCUCGCCCAGUGCCCCUCUCGGCGCCGCCUUUACGCUCGCCCUACAAGGGCUGCGACUCCUCUGAGUCUUAUUCUACGACAGUGCCGCCACCUUUCAUAUCCGUCACGCAACAUGCCUACCGACCGCGUGCGUUCGUUCCAAAUUGACCUGAAGCCUCGGAGACAUCAUGGCUAUGCCGUCUUGCUCUUCAUUCUUGGGACUCUGCUGCCGCCACUAGCUGUGGCCGCACGGUUUGGGAUCGGGACGGAUUUCUGGCUUAAUUUGGUGUUGACUAUUUGCGGGUACAUACCCGGGCACGCCCACAACUUCUACAUCCAGAAUAUCCGGAACAACAAGACCCACCGUCGCACGCCGAAAUGGGCCCAGAAGUGGGGCCUCAUCGACACCUCCGAGAUCAAGCGCAAGGAGCGCCGCUCGCAAUGGGCCAACCGCUACAACGAACGCCUCCCUCACUCGGCGCUCGAGAACCAGCCGUACGCAGAGGGCGAGGUCGGCGGCUCCUCCAUCGAUCUCUCCGAGGAGAACAACGCCACGCGCGCGCGCGGCCCGAACGGCGAGUUCUGGGACCCGAGCGAGGAGCGGUACUACGGGCAGAACGGCGACGCGGCGAGCACGGCCACGCAGGGUUCUGGGCGGUGGCGCUACCCCGCCAACUUCGACGACGCGCUGCCCCCUACGAAGAAGGCGGCGAAGAAGGGGAAGAAGGACAAGAAGGACAGAUGGGCGCGGACGGAGGACGCGUACGCUGCGCAGGAGGAGGGCUCGGGGAGGAGGAAGAAGUCGAAGAAGCGGCGGUCGGCGGCCGCGGAUGCGGAGACGUACUCCCAACGGAGCGAGUCGACGACGGAGUUCCCAGAAGACCCCGAGGGCGGGCUGUACGGCGAUCGUCGUCCGCCUGCUGAGGAGCGGGACGGUUUGCGCAGGACGACCUCGGAGGAAAUCUUCAAUCACGAGCUCUAGGUCCGCGGCAUCGCUGUGGAUGGAAGGUUGUGUUGGAAGGCGAGGGAUGCAGAUGAAUGUGGGGUGUUCUUGUGGGCGCAGGCUCGGGGUGCAGAGACGGGUGGAUAGACGGCGGUGGACAUAUAGUCCUGAUCUUACGACACUCCUUUCGUUGCACGAGCGAUGCGGGCACGCAGAAGACCUCACCCAUGUAUAUGUACCGCUGUCUGCAUGACUCGAUAUCUAUUCAUCGCAUACCUGAUGGGAC